AUGUCCAGUUUUGUCGAGAAACUCCGAGCUCGCACCGUGCGAUGGCUGGAGGACAACCGAGGGCUGGUGAUUGUUGUGUUCUGUUUGCCGGCUAGUUUUGUAAGUUUAUUGCGAAUUUUACUUCUCAAAAAAAAUUUUUUUUUGUCAUCAUGAAGCUGCCAGAUUUUCUCCUAUUAUUUAAUAGAACUUUUAGUGGUCAAAAUCUGAUAAUUUUUUCAGCUCUUCGAUUUGGGGAUGCAGAUUCGUUGCUGGAUCCAACGAACCUUUUUCUCAGCUCCUCAAGACCAUUUGAAGCGCGUCCGAAAGAUCCAAGAGGCCGUUCGAAAAUGGAACGAGCAGCCGGUCAGCGAGCGGAGACCAAUGUGCACCGCCAAGCCCACUUGGCUCAGUCUAUCGACCACAUUUUUCAGAAAAGUAAGCAAAAAUAGAGCGAAAUUAUCGUUUCUUUACUCGAAAAAUGCAUGAUCCAACUUUCAGGACAAAUGCCAUCAAAUCCCAAUCCCAUUGUACGACAUUUUGGAGCUGAAUGAGGAGAAAAUGACAAUCAAAGUGGAGCCAAAUGUCACAGUGAGAGACUUGACCCGGUAUUUGACCCCUAAAGGAUAUACUUUGGCCGUUACGCUGGAAAUUGGAGAUGCUACUGCUGGUGGAUUGGCUUUUGGAGUCGGCAUGACCACCUAUUCUCACAAGGUAAGCUGAUUAUGGGGGUUUGUGACCGAGAGAAAGACUUGACUCAAGAAAUUUAAUUCGAGUCAAGUCUUCCGUCGGAACAAAGAAAAAUUUUUAAAAGUGUUUGACAACCUUUUACCAACCCCAAUUUUUCAUUGAGAGAAAGACUUGACUCAAAAAGACAAGAAAUUCCAUUUUUGAGUCAAGUCUUUCUCUCGGUAAAAAAAACUUCAUUUUUUAUGGUAAAUUCAAUUCGAAUUCCUUCAGGCCGGUCUAUACCAAGAAACAGUGGUUUCAUACGACGUUGUAACCGCCGAUGGUGAGCUAAUUCACGUAACAAAAGACGAGCACUCGGAUCUUUUUUAUACCCUCCCUUGGUCUCACGGAACCCUUGGAUUUUUGGUCGCUUUGGAGGUUCAAAUCAUCAGAAUCAAGCCCUACGUGCAUAUGCAAUACAUUCCAGUAAGCUUAGACAUAAAUAUUCGAAGAUUUUUUUAAAUAAUUUUGAGUCCCACCACGAAAACUUGGAAUUAUUUGGCAUUCUGUUUCAAGCUAAUUUUAUGACAAAUUAUAGGUCCACAGUCAAGAUGAGUACUGUAAGAAGAUGAUGGAGCUGUCUGGGGCCAACAAUAAGGACGCUAAAGUUCCCGACUAUUUGGAGGCGACAAUUUAUACGAAAGAUGACGCAGUAAUUAUGGUCGGAAAUUUCGAUGAUGCAGAUACCCCGGAAAAGAAAAGAAAGGUGAAUGGAAAUUUUUCUGAGCUUAUAAAUCUAUGGCUUAUUUUAGAUUAACGCAGUAACCACCUGGUACAAGCCCUGGUUCUACAAACAUACAGAGGAAUUUUUGAACAAACAAGGCGAAGAAUACAUCCCAAUCCAAGACUAUUUACUGCGCCAUAACCGAGCUAUCUUCUGGGUUCUCGAAUCGAUGAUUCCGUUUGGAAAUCACCCGGUUUUCAGGUAAAAACUGAGAUUUUUUUGUCUAGUACAAUAUAAAAUUUUUGACUUUUUUGUCAUAAAAAGUCAUUGUUUGCCCUAAAUCUAUUUAAACUCGUAUUUUAGGUUCUUCCUAGGUUGGAUGUGCCCUCCUAAACCAGCUUUCCUCAAAUUUACCACCACCAAAGUUGUUCGAGAGAUGACUUUUGCCAAACAGGUAGCAAAAACAAUAAAAUUCAAACAUCUUUUAAACUCUCCAGGUCUUCCAAGACAUCGUAAUGCCUCUAUCAACGCUCAAGGAGCAAGUGAACACUGCCAUUGACCUUUUUGACACCUAUCCUUUGCUCGUUUAUCCAUGCCGAAUCUACGAUCAUCAGCGUGGUCCACAAGGUCAAGUUCGAUCGCCGCCCGAGAAAUUGAAGACCCCAGGGACUAACUGGGCCAUGUUCAAUGACUUGGGAGUUUAUGGGACACCGGGGCCAGUGAAACGACGAGAACAUUACAAUCCAACUACCGCAAUGAGAGCCAUGGAGAAGUUCACUCGUGAUGUUGGAGGGUACUCCUUCCUGUAUGCGGACAUUUUCAUGACCGAAGAGGAGUUUGAGACCAUGUUCGACCUUACGCUUUAUCGACAGGUGCGUUUUGAGGUUGAAAGGAACACUUGACCCAAAGAGGAAAUUUUGGGUCAAGUGUUUCUCUCGGCAUAUUUGUGCCGGAUCUGAUCUAGUGGCAAAAAACGUACCAUUUUGCAUCCGAGAAGUAUCAAAAAAGUUCCAAAAUACCUCCCUCUCCAAGUGAAAAAACUCCAAUUUCCCUUCAACACGGAGUUUUUUCAGUUGGAGAGGGAGGCAUUUUGCCACAUUUUUUGAUACUUCCCGGAUGCAAAAUGGUAGAUUUUUUGCCACUGGUUCCGGCACUGUAUUUUACACUCUCUUAUGUUACAAUUUACCUUCAGGUUCGCGAGAAAUACCACUGCAACGGCGCUUUUCCCACUUUAUACGACAAGGUUAAGCCAGAAAUUGAUGUAAUUGCUAUUGGAAACGAGUAUGGGAAGCAGUAA
This is a messenger RNA of Bursaphelenchus xylophilus (pine wood nematode), 2666 nucleotides long. The record is from the annotation of a GenBank genome assembly. Lineage: Eukaryota; Metazoa; Nematoda; Chromadorea; Rhabditida; Aphelenchoididae.